Pteronotus mesoamericanus is the source of this 3388-nucleotide messenger RNA. RefSeq names its product X-ray repair cross complementing 6 (gene XRCC6). The record is from RefSeq and is a predicted model, not a curated record. Gene Ontology annotation, molecular function: double-stranded DNA binding; telomeric repeat DNA binding; damaged DNA binding. Gene Ontology annotation, biological process: telomere maintenance; double-strand break repair via nonhomologous end joining. NCBI's taxonomy places the organism in Eukaryota, Metazoa, Chordata, Mammalia, Chiroptera, Mormoopidae. Gene Ontology annotation, cellular component: nucleus; Ku70:Ku80 complex. The coding region runs from base 114 to 1940 and encodes 608 amino acids. The transcript has 13 exons.
CGUGAUGACGUAGGCCGUUGAUUGGGAGCGUGAACUGGAUCCCGCGCGUGUGGAGUACCCCGCCUUCAUUCCAAAUUGAUCUUUUUCCGGCGCGGGAGCGAGCAGUUACCAGCAUGUCAGAGUGGGAGUCUUACUACAAAAACGAGGGCGAUGAAGAAGAAGAACAAGAGGAGGGCCUUGAAGCUGGUGGAGAAUAUACAUAUUCAGGAAGAGAUAGUUUGAUUUUUUUGGUUGAUGCUUCUAGGGCCAUGUUUAAAUCAGAGGGUGAAGAUGAAUUGACUCCUUUUGACAUUAGCAUCCAGUGUAUCCAGAGUGUGUACACCAAUAAAAUCAUAAGCAGUGAUCGAGAUCUCUUGGCAGUGGUGUUCUAUGGUACUGAGAAGGACAAAAACUCAGUGAACUUCAAAAAUAUUUAUGUUUUACAGGAGUUGGAUAAUCCAGGUGCUAAACGAAUAUUGGAGCUUACGCAGUUCAAGGGGCAGCAGGGACAGAAACAUUUCCAAGACCAGAUUGGCUAUGGAUGUGACUACUCCCUAAGUGAAGUGCUGUGGGUCUGUGCCAACCUCUUUAGCGAUGUCCAGGUCAAGAUGAGCCAUAAGAGGAUCAUGCUGUUCACCAAUGAAGAUGACCCCCAUGGCAAUGACAGUGCCAAAGCCAGCCGGGCCAGGACCAAAGCUGGGGAUCUCCGUGAGACAGGUAUCUUCCUUGACUUGAUGCACCUGAAGAAACGUGGGGGCUUUGACGUAUCCAUAUUCUACAGAGAUAUCAUCAGUGUAGCAGAGGAUGAGGACCUACAGGUCCACUUCCAGGAAUCAAGCAAGCUAGAAGACCUGCUGAGGAGGGUCCGUGCCAAGGACACCAAGAAGCGUGCGCUUGUCAGGUUGAAGUUUAAGCUCAACAAAGAUAUAGCAUUCACUGUUGGCAUUUAUAAUAUAGUCCAGAAGGCUGUCAAACCUCCUCCAGUCAGGCUUUAUCGGGAAACAAAUGAACCAGUGAAAACCAAGACGCGGACAUUUAAUGUAAAUACAGGCGGUUUGCUUCUGCCAAGCGACACCAAGAGGGCUCGGAUCUAUGGGAGUCGUCAGAUUGUACUAGAGAAAGAAGAGACAGAACAGCUAAAACGAUUCGAUGAACCAGGCUUGGUUCUCAUCGGCUUCAAGCCCCUGAUAAUGCUGAAGAAGCACCAUUAUAUUAGGCCCGCCCUGUUCGUGUACCCUGAGGAGGCCUUGGUUAAUGGGAGCUCAACCCUGUUCAAUGCUCUCCUCACCAAGUGUCUGGAGAAGGAGGUCAUGGCAGUGUGCAGGUACACCGCCCGCCAGAACAUCCCACCUUAUUUUGUGGCCUUGAUGCCACAGGAAGAGGAGCUGGAUGACCAGAAAAUUCAGGUGGCUCCCCCAGGCUUCCAUCUCAUCUUCUUACCCUAUGCUGAUGAUAAGCGGAAGGUGCCCUUUACUGAAAAAGUCAUGGCAAACCCAGAGCAAGUAGACAAGAUGAAGGCUAUUGUUCAGAAGCUCCGCUUCAAGUACAGAAGUGACAGCUUUGAGAACCCAGUGCUCCAGCAGCACUUUAGGAACCUGGAGGCCUUGGCUUUGGAUUCAAUGGAGCCUGAACAAGCAGUAGAUGUGACAUUGCCCAAAGUUAAAGAAAUGGAUAAAAGACUGGGUUCCCUAGUGGAUGAGUUUAAGGAGCUUGUUUACCCGCCUGAUUACAAUCCUGAGAGAAAAGUUCCCAGGCGAAAACAAGAUGAUGGAGGUUCUGGAAGCAAAAGACCCAAGCUGGACUUGUCUGAAGAGGAACUGAAGGUUCAUGUGAGCAAGGGCACGCUGGGUAAGCUCACUGUGCCCAUGCUGAAGGAAGCCUGCAGGGUGUACGGUCUGAAGGGCGGCAUAAGGAAGCAGGAGCUGCUAGAUGCACUCACUACGCACUUUCAGAAGGACUGACCAGGGACUGGACACCCAGCCAUCCUUCCACCCUGUAGCCAGGCUGCCUGGUUUUGGUCUCAUCAAGGUAAAACAUGUUCCUCCUGAGCCAGGAAGAGUCUGCCUGACAGAAGCCAGAACUUUAUGAGACUUCCUGUUGCCAUGGAAACAUUGUAGUCCUCCCACUUUGCAGUGCCUUAUUCUAUUGUCUGAAUAGAGAGCCCUAAUUUUGUACUAUAUACUUUUCUUUAGUGUGAAAGAGAAAGAUGUGUCUGCCUCGCAUCUAUUGCUAUUGGUUAUUAGCUUAAUUUUCUCUCCCACUUGUAACACAAAUCGUCACAAUGUGAACAAAAUAAACACCAAUGAUGACAGGGGAGAAAUAAUGAUGAAUAACGACAGAUGAACUUACUUCAGGAAUGACAAGCUUAGCAAGAUCCUGUCCUCUCACCUGUUUUCCUGUGUGUUACAUUAAGAUCUAAAGAUCAGAUUUCAGAAGCAAUAAGAAUGUAACAUUUCUAAUACUGGUACCAUUUGCUUCAUGAAUAAAUAGCACCCCCUCACGUUGCAUUCCUUUUAACGUGACAUUCAAGUAUAUAAAGGUGCCUGGUUUCUGCUGCUAUAAUUUGGGUGCUAGUGGAAGUGAAAUCAGUUAUUUUUCAGGGGAGCUGUAGCAAGUUCAAGAAGAUGGGGAGAGGGGCUAGUGUCAGAAGGGGAAGAGGAGGGUGCUAGUGUGGGAAGGGGCAGAAGAGGGGAGUGUCUCCCCUUGUGUUCCUCCCCCAUCCUUUCUCCACCUACCUGUCCCUUACCUGUUCUUUCUGCUACUGCUUUUGAAAAAUUUGCUGGAGAUAGGAAGGAAAGCUUCCGGAAGGGCUGUGUCCUCCAAGAAUGGCUUGAGAUUCAGGGUUUUUAGGUCCUGUGUCUUUCAGGACUAGAAUGAGCAUCUCAUAGGGAGAGUGUAGGAGGGGUCAAGUCACUCUUGUAAGAGACUUUCCAUUUUGAGUUCUUUGCCCUGAGCUUUUUUUUUUUUUUUUAGACUUUAUUUAGUUUUAGAGAGAGGGGAAGGGAAGGAAACAUUAAUGUGUGGUUGCCUCUCAUGUGCCCCCCCUACUAGGGAACCUAAGCUGCAACCCAGGCAUUUGCCCUGACUGGGAAUUGAACCGGGGACCCUUUGGUUUGCAGGCGGGCACUCAGUCUGCCGAGCCACACUGGCUAGGGCUGCCCUGAGCUUUAUAAAGUUGUUGUUUUUAACUUGUUUUAGCUUUUUGUUUUAUUUGGAAAGGAGAUGUAUAUUCUUGUUUGGAUUUCUUAUCUGAGGGAGAGGGAACAUAAUUCUCUAACUAGAAGGGAUGCUGCAGGGAUGCUGGGUGAAGUCAGGCAAAGGGGAAAACUGGACAACUGGUAGCAUAAACAUGUUUUUUAAAAGAAAUGGUUUUUCUUGACUAUGGAUCCAAUAAAAAAUUGAAAAACAA